Molecule: messenger RNA, 1288 nt
Organism: Epinephelus moara (kelp grouper)
Lineage: Eukaryota; Metazoa; Chordata; Actinopteri; Perciformes; Serranidae
Exons: 6
Coding region: 137-952 (271 amino acids)
Source: RefSeq, a predicted model, not a curated record
UGCAGCAUGCAGCGGAACACACGCACUUUACCGACGCUCAUCUGAGCUGUUAGCUGUGAACCCGCUGCAGGUUUUCUCACUGGAUUCAACCACUGACUCCAUCUGCUGUUCUCUGUCACCUCUGGCUGCAGGUGCUAUGGAUCUACAGUAUUUUCUGAGCUGGAAAGUUGCCCUGCUGCUUCUCUUGACGCCAUGUGGGCUCCAGUGUAUGUCAGUGCACAUCCUCAACGAGGAGAUUGUGCACGUGAUCCCAGGCUCCAGUCUGGUCCUGAAAGCUGAGAUCGGGCACGGACCCCUGGAAGAGGUCUCCGUGGUGACCUGGGAGCGGGAGUCCGAACUCUGGACCGGCCAUGACAGGGUGACACUGGCCUCGUGCCCCGGCAAAAGCUUCACAUGUGGUGGCACGAGGCCAAAUGUUCAUGUGAACAUGGAGCGGCAGGUGACGACACUUCAGAUAAAUGGGUUCAGCGGAGCAGACAGCGGCGUGUACACUGUGACUGUGACGGAUCAGAAAGGGGUCAAGACCUCUGCAGGAUGCAUCGUCAGGACAUACGAGGCGGUGCACCACGUCUCAGUCAGCAUCAACGUGUCUCACUCCUCGCUGGUUUGUGGAGAGGCCUGGGGCACGGAGCCCCACUUCAGCUGGCUCCACGAGAGAGUGGCCAUCACUCAGACUGUGGGUAUAGUCUCCAAAGAUGGAACAACAUUGUUUGUGAACAAGACUCCCAUCUGUGGCCACUUCACCUGCAUGGUCAGCAACAAGCUAGGCUACAGCUCCGCCACCUACACUGCAGCACCUUGCGAGACAGAGGGCAGAGGGACAACAGUGGCUGUGCUGUGUGUCGUCCUCCUGCUGCUGUGUGGAGGAGUGCUGGCAUUUCUGCUGUGGAGGCGACACAGGCUCAGCACCAGAGGAGAGAGGCUGCAAGAACAUAUAGAUGACACCUUUUGAAAAAAAGGCCCAAGAUACUCUUGUGUAACUCAGAGAGAAGAACAGGGAAUGGACUUGAUCUGUGAGGAUGUUACUUCCUGCCCUUUGAGCAGUAUGACCUUACACAGCAUUGGGACAAUGUGAUGAGUGAACUGCUCGGUGGGAAACAAAAAAUAUCUAAAAAUGGAUAUUCAGCUUGAAGUGCCAGCAAUGUCAUUACACUGCCUCCUGCUGGGCUGCACCUGGCACUGCGUAUUUAAUAAUCAUUUUUGUAGGCUUGUAUCAGCUGCGCAUUGUAUUGAAAUGUAUUUCAAAUGUUGCCUUCAUAAUAAAAUCCCUUUAAAGAAUGUGACAACA